AACCUUUCAUAUCUCUCUCUCUCACACACACAAACACAUUAAAACAAAACCUAUCUUUUCCUUACAUCAAUUUUCAUAGGCCAAAAGAGUGUGUGAAAGAUACAUAUUCUCAUCAACAUCAUGAAUUAUAAUAACCCAAAACUUCAUUUUCUUCUUUCCUUAUCACUAGCUUUGUUCAUAGCCUCUAAUGGCCCACUUUCCUUCUCUUUCAACCCAAACCAAAACGAUGGCCGCCGCAGCACACACAAUGGAGUACUCAUGACAAGGUUUAGCCGAUCGACUAGGUCGCCUUCUCCUUCCUCUUCUUCACCUCAAGUAUUCAAUGUCGACGAUUUUGGCGCCAGGGGUGACCGCUCAGAUGACAGUCAGGCAUUUUACAAGGCAUGGAACCGGGCAUGUUCAUCGAAAUUUGGUGUGGUUUUGGUGCCUAAGAACAGAGUUUAUCACCUUAAGCCAAUCACUUUUUCUGGUCCUUGCAAAUCUUCUCAAAUAACUAUGAGGAUAUCUGGAACAAUCAAAGCUUCUCCUCGUAGAUCAGAUUACGAAAAGGACACAAGGCAUUGGAUGGUGUUUGAUAAUGUUCAGAACUUGAGAGUUGAAGGUGGUGGAACUAUCAAUGGCAAUGGCAGAAAAUGGUGGAGAAACUCUUGCAAAAUCAACAAAGCUCUUCCUUGUACUCAUGCUCCAACUGCUGUGACAUUCUAUGAGUGCAAGAAUCUGAGAGUGGCCAAUCUGAGGUCCAAAAAUGCACAACAAAUGCAUAUAAAUUUCCAGAAAUGUGAGAAUGUUCAAGCUGUGAAUCUCAGAGUAAUUGCACCUGGAAAUAGUCCCAACACUGAUGGAAUCCAUAUCACAGACACUCAAGAUAUUCAGAUUAUGAACUCUGUUAUCAGAACAGGUGAUGACUGUAUUUCCAUUGUAAGUGGGUCAAAGAAUGUUAGAGCCACUGAUAUUACUUGUGGGCCUGGUCAUGGCAUAAGCAUUGGAAGCUUGGGAGCUGAUAAUUCAGAAGCUGAAGUCUCCAAUGUGAUGGUGAAUAGGGCAAGAAUUUCAGGCACCACUAAUGGAGUAAGAAUCAAGACUUGGCAGGGAGGAUCUGGAUAUGCAAAAAACAUCCUAUUCCAAAACAUAGAAAUGAUCAAUGUGACCAACCCAAUAAUCAUAGAUCAAAACUAUUGUGAUCAAGAUGAACCUUGUCAUGAAAAGAGAUCGGCUGUCAAGAUAAGCGAUGUAGUGUACAACAACAUAAGAGGGACGAGUGAUUCUGAAGUGGCAGUGAAGUUCGAGUGCAGCAGGAGCAGUCCAUGCGAAGGGAUUUCGCUCACAAAUGUGAAUUUGGUGCGCGAAGGAGAUGGUGUUGUGGAAGCCUCUUGUGAGAAUGUUAGCUUUGACAAAAGUGGGAGGGUUUUCCCUAGAUGCUCCAACACUUAAAUUAUUAUGAUUUAUUAUUGUUAUUUUGUAAAUAUAUUUAUGAUCUAUUUGAUUAGGUCAUAUGUGUUUUAUGAAAUUAUAUCAUAUCUAGUGUAUGGAAUCGAGUUAGUUACCAUAUAGAACUCGAUUCUCAUAGAUUUGUUUGUGCUGUUGUAGAUUAGGUGGAAAGUGAAAUCGAUUAUGGGUUUCACUUUUAGAUGCCAACAAAUUUAGAAUAAUUAAUAAAAUUUAUGGGAUUGUUUUAUUUAA
Molecule: messenger RNA, 1680 nt
Organism: Humulus lupulus (European hop)
Lineage: Eukaryota; Viridiplantae; Streptophyta; Magnoliopsida; Rosales; Cannabaceae
Product: polygalacturonase-like
Exons: 9
Coding region: 121-1431 (436 amino acids)
Biological process (GO): fruit dehiscence; pectin catabolic process; anther dehiscence
Molecular function (GO): polygalacturonase activity
Source: RefSeq, a predicted model, not a curated record